AUGUCACGCUAUGCUUUCCCACGUUCCGAACAUUUUGGUGUAACAAUAAUUGCAUUUUCCUUUUACCUUUUUCUCUCUGUUGUAAACUCAUCGGUGGUGGACACUUACAAGCAAAUCCACGUCACCCUUGCUCGCCAAGAAAAAACCUCACAAAGCCCUACUAUCUUUAAAGACAUCACCAUCAACCAAUCAAAAUCCACAUCGGCCCGGGUCUACGUGUCCCGCGAAGCACUGGAUAAUCCCCGGCUGAAGCUUCCCGUCGUAUUUUUUUACCACGGUGGUGGAUUCGUUGCCUUCAGCCCCUCCUCACCUGACGACCACAAGUUCUGCCUCCAAAUGGCGAGCGACACGCAAUCCGUCGUCGUUUCAAUAGACUACCGCCUCGCCCCGGUGCACCGGCUACCGGCGGCGUACGAGGAUGCCAUGGAAGCAUUGCACUGGAUCACAACCACCAGCGAGGCCUUCGUGACGUCGCACGUUGACUAUUCCCGAUGUUUCCUCAUGGGAUGGAGCGCUGGGGGAAAUAUUGCCUACAACGCGGGUCUACGUGCGGCUGCGGAGGUGGAUCAAAUAAAACCGGUGGUGAUCCAAGGGCUAAUAUUGAUUCACCCGUUUUUUGGUGGAGUGAAGAGGACCCCUUCGGAGUUGAGGCUGGCCCACAAUUUGGAAUUGCCUCUGUUCGCCACUGAUCUUGCGUGGAAGCUGUCACUGCCCAUUGGCGCUAACCGUGAUCACGAGUUUUCCAAUCCAACGGUUCACGGUGGAUCACCGGCUUUGGAGCAGAUUAGAGGGCUUGGAUGGAGGGUUGUGGUGUUCGGGUGCGAUGGGGACCUUCUGGUGGACCGUCAAGUGGGGUUCACCAAAUUGGUGGAGGAGAAAGGUGUGCAUGUGGUGGGCCAGUUCUUCCGUGGAGGCUAUCAUGGGAUUUUUAUCCAAGAUCCUUCCAUGGCCAAAAAGGUCUACCACCAACUACAGAUCUCAAUGACCGCUUCUUAAACACAAUAAAUCUUCUAGCUAAUUAAUCACGUUUGAUGACAAGUUACAUGCUUAAUGUAGAAUAGAUCAACACUCUUUCAACUUUCAACUAUUAUUCUCUCAAACUUUAAUUUCUUUAAACAUCCUCAUCAACAAAUA
Cajanus cajan (pigeon pea) is the source of this 1134-nucleotide messenger RNA. RefSeq names its product carboxylesterase 1. The record is from RefSeq and is a predicted model, not a curated record. Lineage: Eukaryota; Viridiplantae; Streptophyta; Magnoliopsida; Fabales; Fabaceae. Gene Ontology annotation, molecular function: hydrolase activity.